CCUCCGGGAGUGGGAAGACCGCCACCGUCAUUUGGCCGGCACGGUGGUGACAGUGUCAAAACACAAAACGGGCGACACGGAGCCGGCCACCAUCGUGCUGGACGAACAGAUGGACGGCUGGAUGGAACGAAACUACCUGCUACGGAAGAGGAUCGGGUGUGACCGCCCCAAUUUUUUUGUCACCAACCGGGGCAAGAUAAUCAAUCAAAUUUACGACUACGUGUCCAAAACGUUCGGGGCAAGGCUGACGGCGUCAAUAUUUAGGCGGAUGGUGGAAACGUCCGGCCGCGAUCACGGUGAUGCAACGUCCGGGGCCAUCGCACAGGCGCUGCAGCACUCUGUCCGCACGGCCGGGCAGUACUACCGGCUGACCGACGCCAAGGAGGCGCUCAGGCGGAACCAAAACAUACAGGUGGUGGACCACACGGCUAUGGUUAAAAGCUACGUCGACAAGAACUUCGAAGACUUGUUCCCGCUGGAGCCGUACCACAAGUUCAACCCCGACGACUGGUUGGCGAAAAUUAAGGAAUCGGUAGUGUACAGGGAGUACCCCUCUGCAUCUAUCGACCUUUAUUACGUCGACCAGCUCGGGGAUCGUGGGACCUUCCCGGCGUCCCCGAGGCACCCCAUUAUUUCGUGGACGACCUCGUCUGCGUUGAGGACGACACCCCGAUUGGGUACUUUGGAAAUCUGCCGCUGAUCGAGCCACCGAGAUUGGCACCGUCGCCACGAGUUCCUCCCGCCACAUCGACCAUCCGGCAGGAAAAGCCCGCUACCACCGCCCCCGCCACCACCAUUACCGCCUAGACGCCCGUGCCGUGAGCAUUGAAUUGUCGAUUAACAUUCCUCUCCGAUCCGCGACGUGGUCUAAUCUCUUAAAUGAUUUUUGUGUCAGAACCGUCAGAAAGGCAGUCCAGGAGUCGGGUCUGAACAAACAAUUGCCCAGGACGCACCCGCUGAUAGUUAUG
Acyrthosiphon pisum (pea aphid) is the source of this 968-nucleotide messenger RNA. RefSeq lists its product as uncharacterized. The coding region runs from base 110 to 700 and encodes 196 amino acids. Lineage: Eukaryota; Metazoa; Arthropoda; Insecta; Hemiptera; Aphididae. The transcript is spliced from 3 exons. The record is from RefSeq and is a predicted model, not a curated record.